AUGAAUGGAAAUAUUCCAUUUUCACAGUCACCGGAAGCAUAUGAUGAGCCACACACCUCAAGCACGCAGCUAGCCACAAUCCUCUCAAAUGAGAGCAAGUGGCCAACAGAGCCAGCAGAAACCCCUGGCACCGCACCCAGCAUCCGCAACAAUGCUGACGAGCCACCCGGAUCAAUGUACAAAGGCACGGAUCAGGGUUCCUGUGUGGAGGAUGCAAUCCAACCUCAGGGAGCAGCAGCAGACACAAGGAGGGAGAAGUCUCUUCAGCAGGAACAGUCAGGAAGUGCCAGGGACAGUAUCAGCAGCCUGGUGCUGACAAAUGGGUUACACACAGAGUCUGGAGAACAGAGAGAUUUUGACAGCAAGGGGGAAGCUCUGACACAGACUCAAACCACUCCGAGGACUGGGGCUGCUGCUUUGGAAAAGAACAGCGAGACAUUCAGCAAUGCAGGGUUGCAUCUACGGCAGGAUGUUGCAGAGCUGUUUGAUCCCGAGGAUGGAGAAGAGCAGAUAAGCUUCACUGGCGCAGAAUGCAAGCUAAGUUGCAGUGACGAUGACAGGGAAGAUUUUGCAUUCAAAGACAUCAGGGACGGAUUCAGUUCUACCUUUGAGAAAAUUGUUGAAUCUGACCUCAUGAAGGGUACAUACUAUAGCAGUCUGGAUUCCUUGGACGUGCUCUCGCUGACAGACGAGACAGACAGCUGUGUUAGCUUUGAAGCUCCACUCACACCUCUUAUUCAGCAAAGAACUAAGGAAAGCUCUGAACUUUUAGAACAGAAACUCCUUGCUCACGGGAAGGAAGUCCUGGAGCCCACAAGAACAAAUAAGCAGGAAGGCGCAAUGGCCGGGGCAAUGGAUGGUGACUCUGGGAGCCCCCUGAAGCAUUCCAUCACCAGCAGCCGGUCCGAAAAUGUGCUGAGCAGGGUAUCUCUGAAAAACAUCCCCAAUGGGUACCACAUGGAGAGACCAGAAGAAGAUGCCACAAGGCUUAUUAAUUCAAUCAGUGAUGCCAGCAUAAAAGAUGCCCUUUCUGACUCAGACUCUGAUAUGGGUAGCACAGAACAACUUGACCAGGGAAGCACAGACACCCUUGUCAAUGGCUGCAAGGCAGACAACGCGGCUGCCAAGAGAUUGGCCAAACGCCUGUAUCACCUCGAAGGUUUCAAGCACUGUGAUGUAGCCCGCCAGCUUGGAAAAAAUAAUGAAUUUAGCAAACUGGUAGCAGAAGAAUAUCUCCGUUUCUUUGACUUCACUGGACUGACCUUGGAUAAAGCACUCAGAACAUUCCUAAAAGCCUUCCCCUUGAUGGGAGAGACACAGGAACGGGAACGUGUCCUCAUCCAUUUCUCACACCGAUAUUGCCAAUGCAAUCCAGAAGAGAGCACAUCAGAAGAUGGAAUCCACACGCUCACUUGUGCCCUGAUGCUGCUCAACACAGAUCUGCAUGGCCAUAAUAUUGGGAAAAAGAUGUCCUGCCAACAGUUCACAGCAAAUCUGGACAGACUGAAUGAUGGGAAGGAUUUUGCAAAGGAUCUGUUGAAGGCACUGUAUAACUCAAUAAAAAAUGAAAAGCUGGAAUGGGCUAUUGAUGAAGAUGAGCUCAGAAAGUCUUUGUCGGAACUGGUGGAUGACAAAUUUGGUGCCAGCACAAAGAAAUUGGCGAGGAUAGUUGAUGGCAGCAAUCCAUUCCUGGAUGUCCCCCAGGCCCAGAAUGCUGUAACCUAUAAGCAUGGCAUCCUCACUCGGAAAACCCACGCUGACAUGGAUGGGAAGAGAACUCCCAGAGGAAGAAGAGGAUGGAAGAAGUUUUAUGCUGUUCUGAAAGGAACCAUCUUGUAUUUGCAAAAGGAUGAAUACAAACCUGACAAAGAUCUUUCUGAAGUAGAUCUAAAGAAUGCCAUCCGCAUUCACCAUGCCUUAGCCACAAAAGCCUCCGAUUAUAGCAAAAAAUCCAAUGUGCUGAAGCUGAAGACUGCAGACUGGAGAGUGUUCCUCUUCCAAGCGCCAAGCAAAGGAGAAAUGCUGUCCUGGAUUCUGAGAAUAAACUUGGUGGCGGCCAUUUUUUCUGCCCCUGCAUUUCCAGCUGCUAUUUGCUCCAUGAAAAAAUUCUGCCGUCCUCUCUUGCCAUCUUCAACAACCAAGCUCUGUCAGGAUGAGCAGCUACAGUCACAUGAGAAUAAAAUGAGGCAAGUUGCAGAUGAGUUAACGGAGCAUAAACUACACCCAAUAGUGAAAGGCCUGAAGUCGAAAGAGGCUGAAGAAUAUCGCCUGAAAGAGCAUUACUUAAUAUUUGAGAAAAGCCGCUAUGAGACUUACAUCAAUCUUCUGUGUGCGAAGAUAAAGGCCGGGACAGAUGAUCUGGAAAAAAUAGAAGCCAACCUCUUCACAAUGGAAGCUGAAGACAUUUCCUUGAGGAAGACUUACUCCAGCCCUUCCAUAAGCCAAGGGCAGUUGACGGUGGUAAACAGCAAAGCAGAGAAAGACAUGGUAGACCAGAACACUUCAGGUAACCAAUAGGUUAAG
Molecule: messenger RNA, 2523 nt
Organism: Zootoca vivipara (common lizard)
Lineage: Eukaryota; Metazoa; Chordata; Lepidosauria; Squamata; Lacertidae
Source: RefSeq, a predicted model, not a curated record